AUGAGCAGAGAAGUUCAAAAGGAAAACAGCACCCCAUCGACAGAGGCCCACCAAUACGUGGGGCCGUACCGUCUGGAGCGAACACUGGGGAAAGGUCAAACCGGCCUCGUGAAACUGGGAGUGCAUUGUGUCACCGCGAAAAAAGUGGCAAUUAAAAUUAUCAACCGGGAAAAGCUCAGUGAAUCAGUGUUGAUGAAAGUGGAAAGAGAAAUAGCUAUAAUGAAACUAAUUGACCACCCACACGUCCUUGGCCUGACGGAUGUUUAUGAAAAUCGGAAAUAUUUAUAUCUGGUGCUGGAGCACGUUUCCGGCGGGGAACUGUUCGACUAUCUGGUGAAAAAGGGCCGACUCACACCGAAGGAGGCGCGCAAGUUCUUCCGGCAGAUCAUCUCAGCGCUGGAUUUCUGUCACUCGCACUCGAUAUGCCAUCGUGAUCUGAAACCGGAAAAUCUGCUGCUAGACGACAAGAACAACAUCAAAAUUGCGGACUUCGGAAUGGCGUCACUGCAGCCGGCCGGAUCGAUGCUGGAAACGUCCUGUGGGUCUCCGCACUACGCCUGUCCGGAAGUGAUUCGGGGUGAAAAAUACGACGGCCGACGGGCGGACGUGUGGUCCUGUGGGGUCAUCCUGUACGCUUUGCUGGUCGGUGCGUUACCCUUCGACGAUGACAACCUGCGGCAACUGCUGGAGAAGGUGAAACGGGGAGUGUUUCACAUUCCGCACUUCGUACCGCCCGACUGUCAGAGUCUGCUGAAAGGCAUGAUCGAGGUGAACCCGGAGAAGCGACUGACGUUAUCGGAGAUCAACAAGCACCCUUGGGUAACCGCUGGCGGCAAGGGAGAACUGGAACUCGAGCUACCAAUGAUGGAAGUCGUUCAAACACAUGUCAUUCCCAAUGCCUCCGCCGUCGAUACGGAUGUGUUGAAUGCAAUAUGCUCGCUAGGUUGCUUCAAGGAAAAAGAUAAACUAAUACAGGAGCUGUUGAGCCCAAACCACAACACGGAAAAAGUUAUCUAUUUUCUACUGCUGGAUCGGAAACGACGGCGUCCGGCAGUAGAGGACGACGAGGAUGUACUUAGGCCGCGGAACGACAUCAUCGAAAUAGCCGAUCCACCCCGGAAACGGCUCGACACCUGUAGGAUCAACGGUAGCAGUGGCCUUGCCUAUGGUCAGAUUAGCGAAGGAUCGCCGAUGACUUCGCGAAGGCAAACAUUUAACAAUGGCCGCAGUCACAGCGGCAGUAGCCGACGCUCGCCCUCGUCCGUUCCACUGUCGCGCAGCUCAUAUCAAAGUCCGACCCGUGGAGUGGUCAUAAACUCCAGUCAACCACUUACUCAACUACACCCUCCAUCCUCGCCGAACUCUGUAGUGAAUAGACACGCCAAUUAUGCCAGCAGAGACCGCAAGUCACAGCUUAUCGAUCCUGCUUCCCCGGUGCACCAUCGGGCGAACUCAGGUCCCGCAAUUACGGUGGGACUUUUCUCGGAAACGGACUCCAACAAUAUGACAUCCUCGAUCAACGCCAUUCCGGGAUCACCCAUUUUGGGAAGCCCACAACUCGCCGGAGUAACCGCUGGACAAGGGCAAAUGUGGAAAACAAGGCUAACAAACAUUAAGAACAGCUUCCUGGGAAGUCCAAAGUUCCAUCGGAGGAAAUUGCAAAUUUCCACUGAAGAAGUUCAUCUCACGCCGGAGUCGUCGCCUGAGCUGACGAAAAAAUCGUGGUUCGGAAAUCUAAUGACUACGGAGAAGGACGAAACAUUUACGGUGUUGGUCAAGGGGAGACCCCUGGCGACGGUGAAAGCCCAGCUUAUCCAUGCUUUCCUAUCGAUGACCGAACUGUCACACAGCGUCCUUUCGCCGAUGUCGUUUCGUGUGGAGUACAAGCGGGGCGGCACAGGGCCGACCAUGUUCCAGCGGCACGUACGGAUACAAGUGGACAUCAAUACGAUCUGCAAGCAAGGCGAUGUGAACGAUAUGUUGUUCGCCAUCACGUUCACCCUGAUCUCCGGCAAUAUUCGACGUUUCCGGCGCAUCUGCGAACACAUCCAAGCGCAGGUCUACUCGAAACGCUACCCGGCACUAACCAGUCCGACCAAUCAGCUCAACAAUAAGGUUUCCACGAGUUCGGUCGCCGAGAGCAUAUCGUGCGGGUCGGAUUCGAGCGAUCGGGUGAACUACAAUAAGCACCAAGAGUCGGACAUUGAGACGGAAACCUUCUACGAUAACAGCAGCAUUGGAAAGGCGAGACGAUCUUCGGCUACGUCCUCUAACAAGAAUUCCGUCUCGUCGGACGAGAUCGAGAUUAAAACCGUGCGAUCAAGCUCAGAAUCGACGGAACGUGACCGGGAGCGCAGCGCCGAACGAACGGCGGCAAUGUCCGGUAGCGCGCUAGUAUGA
Molecule: messenger RNA, 2400 nt
Organism: Sabethes cyaneus
Lineage: Eukaryota; Metazoa; Arthropoda; Insecta; Diptera; Culicidae
Gene: sff
Product: serine/threonine-protein kinase BRSK2
Exons: 14
Coding region: 1-2400 (799 amino acids)
Biological process (GO): intracellular signal transduction; microtubule cytoskeleton organization; protein phosphorylation
Cellular component (GO): cytoplasm
Molecular function (GO): ATP binding; protein serine/threonine kinase activity; tau-protein kinase activity
Source: RefSeq, a predicted model, not a curated record